CAAACCUUGGGUGGGUAGCGAGGAACUGAAUGUUAUGUGUUGGAGAAGAGAGAAGAAAUUUGAGAAGUGGAAAGGCGCAAAGCAAAGGAGAAGAAGCAGCAAAUUAACAUUAACCAACUCAUCUCAUCCAUUCAUUCAAUUCUCAAAGCCUCAACAUUUUGCUUUGCGUCUAAUUAGGGUUUUCAUGUUCUCCCAAACACUUCCUUUUCCCAGAUCCAACACAACUCAAGAAGCGAUUUUGAUUUUACCACCAUGAACAACAAUAUCAACAACCCAACGAAGAAUGCUGCAACCCCGUCGUUUUUCGCCAAUCCCGGUGUACCCUCCAUCCCCAUGAACCACCCAUCACCGCACCUCCUCUCCCAACCCCAAGGCGCCGCCGCCGCCACCACCACACACUUCCACGGCCACUUCCAGCUCUCACAACCCCAAACCCACGUGGUGGCACAACCGCACGUGCACAACAAUGCCACCACCAACACCCACGUGUCACCGCCACCCCCUGCACCCCCGAAGCGCGCAAAUCAGAAACCCCCUUCACGCCCUCCCGCUUCCUCCAACGCCACCCAAUCCUCUGCCUUCAAGACCAUGGAACUCACCGUGGCUCCUCCGAGAAAAAAGAGAAACUUUCCCGACAACCUAAUUCCCCAAAAAAUCGCAAACCUUGUUCCCGAGUCUGCUAUUUACGCCAAGUUGCUUCAGCUCGAGUCUCACGUGGAUUCUGCUCUCGUUAGGAAGAAAAUCGACGUGCAGGAGGCUCUUAAAAACCCUUCCUGCGUUAGGAAAACGCUUAGAAUUUAUGUCUAUAACACGUUUUCGAUGGAGGACCCUUCUUGGGUGCUUAGGAUAACCGGAAGAGUGUUGGAAGAUGGUAAGGACCCUGUUGCAGAUGGAAUUCCGCUGAAGGAGAAUCCAAAGUUCUCUGCUUUCUUCAAGAAGAUUACGAUAUAUUUGGAUCAGGGUUUCUAUCCGGAGAAUCAUGUUGUUGUAUGGGAUAAUGCUCGUUCGCCGGUUCAACGCGAUGGGUUCGAGGUGAAGAGGAAAGGAAACAAGGAAUUCACUGCUGUCGUGAGAAUGGUGAUGAAUUAUUCGCCUGACAAGUUUGUGGUUUCAGCUCAAUUGUCUAAAGUUUUGGGGAUUGAGUUUGAUUCGCGGUCUAGGAUCAUAGCUGCUCUUUGGCACUAUGUGAAGGCUAAGAAGCUUCAGAGCCCGAAUGACCCUUCGUUUUUCAUGUGUGAUGCUUCUCUCCAAAGGGUGUUUGGGGAGGAGAAGAUGAAAUUCUCCGUGGCUUCGCAGAAGAUAUCGCAGCAUUUGUCGCCGCCGCAGCCUAUACACGUGGAGCAUAAGAUCAAGCUUUGUGGAAAUGGUCCAUCCGGAACUACUUGUUAUGAUGUGCAGGUUGAUGUGCCUCUUCCGCUAGAGAAGGAUAUGUCUGCAUUCUUGGCAAGCACUGAGAGGCACAAAGAGAUUGAUGCUUUUGAUAAAGUGAUAUGUGAUUCCAUAAAGAAGAUCAAUGAACAUAGUAGGAGAAGGGCGUUCUUUCUCGGCUUUAGUCAGUCCCCAGCGGAGUUUAUUAAUGCUUUGAUCGCUUCUCAGAGCAAGGAUCUGAAGCUUGUUGCCGGUGAUGUGAGCCAUAAUGUUGAAAAUGAACGGCGUUCUGAGUUCUACCAACAACCGUGGGUUGAGGAUGCUGUUGUUCGCUACCUGACCCGGAAAAAUGCUCGAAGUGAUACUCCUGGAAGCCUCUGAGGGGAAAUUGUGAAAUAGUUAUUUUUGUUUUUAUUUUUAUUUUUGGCUGGCGGAAGGGGUUAGUUUUCUGAUAUCACUUCAAGGUCUUGUCCCAACAUUUCUAUAAUUUCUAAUCCGUGCUCAUCCUUUCUUCAUUUUUGUUGGAGAGUAGAGUACUAACAGGGUAUAUUGACCCAACAAUUCUGAUCGCCCCUGGCUCAUUUUUGGAGUCCCUCAACUGUAUCUGUAUCUAUUGGUUCUCUUCUACUUUUCUUCUCUCCGAUUCUAGUUUGGCAAAAUGUUGCAAGAGCAAUGAGCCAACAACUUAGGUAGCUUCAUUGUUUUCACAGUGGUAUAUUUAAGUGUUAUGGAUUAGAUUUCUACGUUGUCCUUUUUUCCAGGCAUGCAGAAUGUAAGGAUUAGACAAAUGUCUCCGCACUUCAAGGAGCUAGAUUUUACUGUAUUUAUUUGAAUGUAUAAUUAUCGAUCGGAAAAUAAUAUUUAGACACCCAUGAUGCUAUGUGACACUUGGUGAGAGGGAGAUAAAAAGAGAAAAAUAUAGGUAUUAUAGGUGAUAUGGUUCGAGUAGGAGAGAUAUUGAGAAAAAUAAUGGGUGUUGGUUAGGUGUCUAAAAAUCAUUAUUCUUAUUUAUUUCUCAAAAUCAAGACAGGUGUUUAUUUU
Molecule: messenger RNA, 2409 nt
Organism: Cajanus cajan (pigeon pea)
Lineage: Eukaryota; Viridiplantae; Streptophyta; Magnoliopsida; Fabales; Fabaceae
Product: SWI/SNF complex component SNF12 homolog
Source: RefSeq, a predicted model, not a curated record